GACAACUGCCAGUUUACGACAGCUGUCAUCGCUAUACGGUAAUGUAAAGUGUUGCAGAAGAAGUAAACAUGUGGAGAGUUCAGUAGCCAAACAAAACACCCACCUGAUGGAGAACUACAGUAAGGCUCGGACGGUGGAGCAGCCGUCCGUCUGUCCGUUCCCCGGCCUCCCCCCCGACACGCCGGAGGUCCGCGUCAAAGACGGCAGCAAGAUCCGCAACCUGCUGCGUUACGCCCAGAGCCGCAUGGAGGCUAAACCCCGAGCGGCCGAGGACGAGGGACGACCCACAGCUGGGGACGGGGGCGUGGCCGCGGAGGGACAACAGGAAGCGACGGGCCGACCGCUCUGCAAACACAUCAUCUUCACGGCCACCGGCAAGGGCGUUUCGAAAGCCGUCACGUGCGCCGAGAUCAUGAAGCGGCGCCUGAAGACGCUCCACCAGCUCACCAGGCUGCUGUUCAGCAGCGUGGAGGAGGUGUGGGAGCCGCUGGAGCCCGCUGCCGGCCUUGACAGCCUGACGGUCAGCAGGAACGUUCCCGCCAUCUGGAUCCUCCUCUCCAGAGAGCCGUUGGACCGCAGCCAGCCUGGGUACCAGGCCCCGGGCCGCUACGACGCCCUGUGGCCUCAGUCUGCUCACAGGGAGGAGGGGGGGCUGCUCACCGGACAGAAAGCAGGACACAAGAGGAAGAAGGGAGGAGGGGGGGAAGGCAGAGGGAGGGGACCCGGGCGGCAGACGGGACGCUCCUAGAGAGCACGCUAAAGGACAGCUUGACAGACAGAAGGUCACGGCGCUGGGAGGGAACAGGAAGUGGACUCGUUCACCUUCAUCCAUGUUUUGCUUGAGUUUCUUCCGUGAAUUUGAGAGAAGCAGAACUUCACUCAACAUUUGUUUUUAUUGUGAAGUGUGUUUUAUAUUCCAGCAGGCUGCGUGUUUCCCUCACGAGGCGGGGAGCUACCUGUGAAGUAGCGAGGUGCGGCCGGAGCUCACGGUCCAGUCUUUGUAUUGAGUAAAUGAAAACAUUGUGAUUUUGGUUCAGCCAGAAAAAUGAGUUUGUUUAUGUUGAUGGAAGAAACCCACGUGGGUCAUGAAUCUGAAGAGGGUGAGGGUGUCCGCUCGAUGUCUGCAGGACUGGUGAUUCAUUAUCACAACUGAUGAUUUGGAAAAUUCUCAACAAAUAAGAAAAGUUUGAUUUGUAGGUAAUUCGCUGGAUCAACAGGAUCACAACUCGGAAAAUAAUAAAAAAUAAUAUGUUAAUUAUUAUGUAA
Molecule: messenger RNA, 1266 nt
Organism: Cottoperca gobio
Lineage: Eukaryota; Metazoa; Chordata; Actinopteri; Perciformes; Bovichtidae
Gene: rpp25l
Product: ribonuclease P/MRP 25 subunit-like
Exons: 2
Coding region: 107-748 (213 amino acids)
Biological process (GO): tRNA 5'-leader removal
Cellular component (GO): ribonuclease MRP complex
Molecular function (GO): RNA binding
Source: RefSeq, a predicted model, not a curated record